UUGACGACGUCACGUGUGUAAAUAUUUAGUGGUGCGCGGGUUAGUGACUUUAGAUGGCUGACUCCUAUCCUCUGUGAUUGACUGUCCCUCUCCAAGACGGUGAGACAUGGCACCAAAGAAAGUGACCCGAGGGAGCACCGCAAGAACAGUAAAGUCAGGGACGGAUGACCGGGCUGGAGAGGAGGACAGUGAAAUGGUCUCUCCUGAGGAAACCGGUGCUCCAACCGUCCGGGGAAAGAGAAAAGCUCCAGCUUCUGAUCAGGGCAGGACAAAAGGUGAAGGGUCACGCAGUCGCCCACAGUACGAUCACUGGCUGAUGAAAUCGGAGCCUGAGAGCCGCUUCGAGAAUGGAAUCGAUGUUAAGUUCGGGAUUGAGGAUUUGAAGGCUCUCCCCAAUCAGACUGGAUGCUGGGAUGGUGUGCGCAAUUAUCAGGCACGCAACUUUAUGCGGGAGAUGAAGGAGGGGCAGAGCGCCUUCUUUUACCACAGCAACUGCAAGGAACCUGGGAUAGCAGGAAUCAUGAAAAUCACGAAGGAGGCAUAUGUGGACCACACUCAGUUCGACAAGAAAGAUGUGCAUUUUGAUCCAUCCAGCAAACCAGACAACCCCAAAUGGAGCAUGGUAGACGUCCAGUAUCAAAGGAUGAUGAAGCGUUUUAUUCCUCUGUCUGAGCUUAAGAAGUACCACCUGCAGCACAAGGCCAAAGGAGGGCCUCUGAAGGACAUGGCACUGUUUACAAGAGCCAGGCUGUCUGUCCAGCCCCUCACCAGCGAGGAGUAUGACUUCAUCCUGAGUUUGGAGAAUAAAGGCCCACGGUGAAGAUUUGGACCAGAUGAUGGUUCAUAAUGUGGUGACAUCAUGAAGCAGCAACCCAGUCUGCUAUCACUCCAGUGCAUAUGUGAAAUAUAAUUUGUUUACUUCAC
This is a messenger RNA of Myripristis murdjan (pinecone soldierfish), 924 nucleotides long. RefSeq names its product thymocyte nuclear protein 1 (gene thyn1). Lineage: Eukaryota; Metazoa; Chordata; Actinopteri; Holocentriformes; Holocentridae. Gene Ontology annotation, cellular component: nucleus. The record is from RefSeq and is a predicted model, not a curated record. The transcript has 8 exons. The coding region runs from base 107 to 820 and encodes 237 amino acids.